AUCUUCUUGUCUUCUCCACAAGUCCACAUUCCUCGCAAAUUCCCGCCUUUUUUGCAGUUCAGUUUGCAGAAAAAUAUUUUAUUUUAUAUAUUCUUUUUUUAACCCAGUAUUAAUAUAAUGGACCCUGAAAGCGAAGAAAAUUUUAAGAAAAAAAUAAAAACCGACAAUGGAAAACGUAUUUCUAAAGAAAAGACUGUUUCAACCAAAUCCAUUGCGAUAGUGGACCGGUGUUCCUUAUGCAAACAAUAUUUGGAUUCUCUUUUAUACUAUUCAGGUCAUCCAAAUUAUUCUACUGAUGAAGCUUAUGCACUUUUAGACGAAAAGCUUAACAUUUUCACUGGAAACGAAGAAUGUAUAAAUGAAAAUGAUCAUCCAACACACAAGGUCACUUGUUUUACAGUUUAUGACGAAAAUAGUCACUUAUGUGCAUUUGACAAUGGCCUCAUUGAAAGCAACGUAAAACUAUAUGUAUCUGGAUACAUCAAACCUAUAUUUGAUGAAGAUCCUUCUACAGAGAAUGGUAUACCUGCUCAUGAUUUAGGACCAAUUAACGAAUGGUGGAUGGCAGGUUAUGAUGGAGGGGAGAAAUUACCCAUAGGAUUUACUACCUAUUAUGGCUAUUAUUAUCUCAUGGAACCAUCUCCUGAAUAUGAACCACUUUUUAGAGACGUUAAAGAAAAAACAAGAUUAGCCAAAUUGGUGGUAGAAUUUUUAUUUGAUUAUGGUAAUGUAAAUCCACAAUUAGAAGACCUACUAGAACAUAUAGAAAACACAGGAGAGUUCACCAAUGUGAUUGAUAAACUAGUACAACAUGCCCAGUUUAUUUGUGACCAGCUCGUUAGCAUAGAAGCCGAAGAAGAAGAUAAUGAUGACCAACCCUUGUAUACUCUUUCUUGUGUUAGAUCCCUGAUUCAAAGAGCCGGUGUUUCAUUUAAGAAGCCUUUAGGAAAUGUAGUUGAGGUAACAAAAAAAAAAAAAGAAAAAAAGGUAAUGUCCAAAGCUGUAACUACAAAAUUAGUCCAAGAUGUAUUUGGACAUUUUUUUCCGAACCAAAUGGAUAGUAAAGGUGACAGUAAAGGUCCAAGAAAAAAGCGUUGUGGAAUUUGUGAGGCUUGUCAAUCGCCUGAUUGUGGCAAAUGUAAUAAUUGUUUGGACAUGUUAAAGUUUGGUGGUGCUGGAAAAUGUAAACAAGCUUGCAAACAUAGAAGAUGUAUGCAGGCAGCAGUAGAAGAUGCUGAAUUGUCUGAUAAUGAAGAUGAAACUGAUUCAAAGGCUAACAAAAAGGCUAGCAAAAAGGUACAGAUUGUUCAUGUUUCAAAGAAAGUAAUUCACAAUGUUAAAUGGAAAGAACAAGCUUCUACAAAGUACAAGGGAUCUCAAUGUUAUUUAUCAGCAGAAAUUGGAAGAAAAUUUACUGUUGAAGUGGGUGACUUUGUGACACUUAGACCGGAAAAUGAAAAAGAUCCCUUGUGUAUUGCCAAAAUUAUCUACAUGUAUGAUAGAUUUCCGCAAAAAAAUGUAUUUCAUGGUCACAUAUUUUGUCGUGGAACGGAUUCAAUUUUAGGAGAGACAGCAGAUCCAAGAGAACUUUUUGUAAUAGACGAUUGUGACGAAUUACUGCUGGGUAGUAUUGUAAGAAAAGCAACAGUGGAAUAUCGUAAAAUUCCAGACAAUUGGGCUAAAUUAGGUGGAGAAUUUGGUUUAGAAGAUCCUUUACAAGACGAUGGUGAACAUUUCUUUUUCACAAAAAGACUAGAGGAUAAUAGAUUUGUAGAUUUAGACUUUAAUCCUGAAGUUUAUGUUGAAGGUUGUGAUUCUUGCAGGCGACAAGCUAUAGAAAAACAAUUCAAUACCCCCACCCUUGUCGAGAAAUGUAUUAAAUGGAAAAAUGAAGAUUAUGAAGUGGGUAUGGGUGUAUUUUUGAAUCCAGAUGUGUAUGUUUUUAAAAAUGAAAAUGAAAUAACUGUGGAUAACAAAGAAAAUUUAGUGGAUGAAAUUAUUUAUCCAGAGUAUUAUCGUAAAAGAAGUGAAAAUUUAAAAUGUUCAAAUAAGGACACUCCUCCACCGUUUGUCAUUGGCAUAAUAGAAGAAAUACUGGAAUCAAAGAAAAAAGAUAUCCAAAUUAAAGUAAAAAUCAUGUUUAGGCCUGAAAAUACUUAUGGUUCUAUAUUUUCAGCAUACACCAAAGAUUUAAACUAUUUGUAUUAUAGUGACAAAGAAAUAACAGUAUCAUUUGAGAACGUAGAAGGUAAAUGUUAUUUGACAUAUGGAUAUAACACAGAAUAUCCUAGUGAAUGGGCAGAAGAAGGCCCUUUCCGUUUUUAUUUUACUGAAGCAUAUGAUCCAAAAACAAAUCAAGUAGUCAAUUUACCAACACAUGCUAAAAAUAUAGGAAUUUCAGGAAAGGGCAAAGGGAAAAGAAAAAAUACAAUGCCAAAAUUAACACCAGUUUGGGAUGCAAUUCCUAAGCCUUUAAAGUGUAUGGAUGUUUUUGCUGGUUGUGGUGGUCUAUCAGAAGGACUGAAACAGAGUGGAAUUGCAGAUUCCAAAUGGGCAAUUGAAAGUCAUAUACCUGCUGCCAAUGCUUUUAAACUAAACAAUCCCGAUUGUAAAGUGUUUACCAACGAUUGCAAUGAAUUGCUAAAACUUAUUCUUAAUAAUGAAGGAAAAGGAAGGGGAUUACCUGAAAAAGGUGAGGUUGAAAUGUUAGUUGGUGGACCACCAUGUCAAGGAUUUUCAGGAAUGAACAGAUUUAACUCUAGAGAAUACUCAUCCUUCAAAAAUUCUCUUGUUGCUUCUUGCUUAAGUUAUUGUGAAUAUUAUAGGCCUAAAUAUUUCAUCAUGGAAAAUGUCAGAAAUUUUGUUUCAUUCAAAAAAAGUAUGAUUUUAAAAUUAACACUAAGAUGUCUUCUUGCAAUGGGAUAUCAAGUUACUUUUGGAAUUUUACAAGCAGGACAGUAUGGGGUUCCUCAAACUCGAAAAAGAUUCAUUUUAAUGGCCGCAGCACCUGGCUGUGUAUUGCCAACUUAUCCGGAACCAUUAUAUGUUUUCAGCAAAAAAGCAACACGUCUAACUUUUGUUGCAGACGGAUUUACCUAUUACAAUGAAUGUUUUUGGACUGAAUCUGCACCAUUUAGAAACAUUACAGUCAGAGAUGCAUUGUGCGACUUGCCUGAGAUUAAAAAUGGUUCAAUGUGCCUUGAAAUACCUUAUAACACUGAUCCCAUGACCCAUUUUCAACGAAAAAUGAGAGGCCCCGGAGAUAAUACUAUAGUUCGGGAUCAUAUAUGUAAAGAGAUGAGUUCACUUGUUGUAGCAAGAAUGUCACAUAUUCCGAUUUAUCCAGGAGCAGAUUGGAGGGAUUUGCCCAAUAUAAAAUUGAGACUAACUGAUGGUACCAUUACAAAUAUUCUGCAGUAUGCCUACAC
Psylliodes chrysocephalus is the source of this 3428-nucleotide messenger RNA. Lineage: Eukaryota; Metazoa; Arthropoda; Insecta; Coleoptera; Chrysomelidae. The record is from the annotation of a GenBank genome assembly.